This is a messenger RNA of Lasiosphaeria miniovina, 477 nucleotides long. RefSeq lists its product as uncharacterized. The record is from RefSeq and is a predicted model, not a curated record. NCBI's taxonomy places the organism in Eukaryota, Fungi, Ascomycota, Sordariomycetes, Sordariales, Lasiosphaeriaceae. The coding region runs from base 1 to 477 and encodes 158 amino acids. Gene Ontology annotation, biological process: regulation of transcription by RNA polymerase II. Gene Ontology annotation, cellular component: mediator complex. Gene Ontology annotation, molecular function: transcription coregulator activity. The transcript is spliced from 3 exons.
AUGAAUAGGGACCGGAAUGGCUCGGAGGACCUAAUGGAGCGCCGAGGGAAACUCAUCGCUGAGAUCCUCAAGGGCAUGCGGCAGCUCGUCGAGCUCUCGACGCAAAAGGUCGACCGGACCGCCACUAUCGGACAGAUGGAGUACAACAGCAUGGCCAUAGACAUCCAGAUGAACGGCCUGAUCAAAUCAGUCGAGGACCUGCUCGGCCUGACGCGCCAGUUACGCGAGAUGUGGAUCGCCGGCCCUCUCAAGACGUUCGGCGAGGGCGAGGACGAGGCCGAGCGGCUCAUGCGCGCGGACGCGGCCGACGUGUUCGCCAUGCGGAACCAGCUGCGCAUCGCCGCCCGCCAGCGCACCGCUCUUGCCUCCGGCGGCAGCAUCACUUACAUGUCGGCCCCCGUCGACGGCCCUCCGCCGCGCCUGCCCCCCCAGCCUACUAUUGCAACUGCUGCUACCAAGGCUGCCCCGGCUCCUUAG